Molecule: messenger RNA, 22257 nt
Organism: Acinonyx jubatus (cheetah)
Lineage: Eukaryota; Metazoa; Chordata; Mammalia; Carnivora; Felidae
Gene: CUX2
Product: cut like homeobox 2
Exons: 22
Coding region: 15524-20005 (1493 amino acids)
Biological process (GO): regulation of DNA-templated transcription
Molecular function (GO): DNA binding; DNA-binding transcription factor activity, RNA polymerase II-specific
Source: RefSeq, a predicted model, not a curated record
CCUCUCUCUCUCUCCCUCUCCCUCCCUCCCUCUCUGCUCCUUCCCUGCUUGUUCUCUUUCUCUCCUCCUGCCCCCACCUCUAUCUCAAAAUAAAUAAAUAAACUUAAAAGAAGAAACAAAAGGCCCAGGUAGACAUGUCCAGAAAGGUGAUAUAUCCAGUAGGGCUUGGUUGAGUGAGACUUUUGGGUGGUGCAGAUCCUUGAACACAUUCUCCACCCAGGACCUGAUCCUUGGCCUGUCCCUAAAAAGUACUUCUUCCAAUUCAGUGGUGCAUCUGCUGUGGAAAACAGUAUGACAGCUCCUCAAAACAUUAAAAAUAGAAUUACCGUAUAAUCCAGCAAUUCCGCUUCUGUAUAUACACCCAAAAGAAUUGAAAGCAGGGACUUGAAUAGAUAUUUCUACACCCAUUUUCACAGCAGCAUUGUUUACAAUAGCCAAAAGUUAGAAGCAUCCUAAGCGUCCAUCAACAGAUGAAUGGAUAAACAACUGUGGUCUGUUCAUAUAGUGGAAUAUUAUACAGCCUUCAAAAGGAAGGCAAUCAUGACAAAUGUAAUAUGGAUGAAUCUUGAGGACAUUAAGCCAAGUAUAAUAAGCCAGUCGUAAAAGGAUAGAUACUAUAUGAUUCUGCUGUAUCAUACUGUAUGGUAUGAUACAUACUUACCCAAAAGGAGUCAAAUUCACAGAGACAGAAAGUGGAAUGGUGGUUGCCAGGGGCUGGGGAGUCAGUAUUUUAUGGGUGCCGAGUUUCUGUUUUGCAAGAUGAAAAAGUCUUGGAGUUGGAUGGUGGUGAUGGCUGCACAACUAAUGCCAUUCAACUGUACACUUAAAAAGGGUUGAAAAUGGUAAAUUUUAUGUUAUGUGUAUUUUACUACAAUAAAAAUACUACUGCUUUCGUUACCGCUGCUACUACUGAUACUAGUGAUAAUAAAUGAUGUGGCACUGCAUACUUAACACAGAAUAUCUCAUGUAAUCCUCCCAAUAACCCUAAGUAGAUACUGUUAACAAGUAGUUAAGGACUGUACUGAGGUUCAGAGAGGUUAAUACAUUUGUCCAAGGUCACACAGCUAGCAAAUGGCUGAACUGAGCCUUGAAAACACAGGUCUGUCUGUCCAAAACCCAGUCUCUCAACCAUACCUAGACUGCCCCACACUUUGAUUAAAGCACAGUUGAACUUGACACUAUUGACAUUUUGGGUUGGUUGUGUAGCAGCAUCCUGGUCUCCCUCCACUAGAUGCCAACAACACACACUUCCCACCCCUCAAAGGGAGAUGGCCAAAGAUGUCUCCAGAUAUUACCAAAUGUCCCCCAUGGGGCAAGGUCACCCCAGUUAAACCCACUGGUUUAACAGGGGCCUCUUGGCAGCACAGAGGAUAUUGGACAGUUGCCGUCGCUCUCACCAAGGUGGAUUCGCCAGCCUGCAAGUAGCAGAUGUUCAAGCUGCUGCUCACAGGCUUGUGAGAGCCCACAUUUUAAAGCUACAUCAGUGGCUGGAAAUUAGCUUGUGCACAAAAGAUCACUGGGGCGGGAGGGGGGGGUCAUAAAUGCUUUCUUUGCCUGUUAAAAAGAUUUUUUUCACAGGGGACCCCCCACUGCCUGCACCCCCUCACCCUUAAACUGCCCAGACAGCUUGAACAUCCCUUUUGGCAUAAGGCUGGCCCACCUUUACUUGUAGCUUGAGCAUUGUUCAUUUGUAAGAUGGUUCAUAUUAGCAGGAAAAUGUCCACACAGGCCUGGGUACGUCCAUACAUGGUCCAUACAUGCACAUAGUGGAAUUAUAGCCUUUCAGUGAAAGGUGCCAGGACACUUUGUUGGAUGAAUAAAGAAAGUGGUAGAAUAGGAUCCCGUUUUUGAGAAUAAUUCUACCUAUGAAUGUACAUGUCAGUUGAUGCAUAGAGAAAAGCCCAGAGCGGACCAACGGUUUUGUUCCUAUCUGUAGCCCCAGUGGCACAGCACACAGUAGGUGCUUAAUCAUUAUUGAUAGCUGAAUCAGAGUGGAAAGACUGGGCUGUCAAACUUUCUUCUUUGUGUGCUUUUCCAUCAUUUGAAUUUUUUAUAGUGAGCGUAUAUUAACUUUGUGGCUAAAGGAAAAAAAAAAAACUUCCCCCAAAGAAAGGAAAUUAAAAAAAUAAAAUUAUGCCUUGAACUUGCUUAGCUCUUCCCUUCCUUCUACAGAGCUCAAAACCCACGUGCCCAUCUUGCCUGAGCCAUGGGAAGAAACAAGCUUGUGCUUUAUGGUCCUUGUUUAGUCAUGCAUGAUAACAUUGGACUCCUGAAGAAAGCUGCUUCUUUAUUUAUUUCUCUCACUUUGGUUUUUCCCUUGGGCUUUUGAAGGGGGAAUAAACCAACAGGCACUGGGUGUGGACAAGAAGGCAGUUAGAGAAGGGCUUGGGCCCUGGAAAAUUCAGUCUUGCCGCUGCACCUCAGGUGGGAGGCCGAGGGCCGGACCAAGUGACCUUUAGGUGGGGGAGGGAGCUUCCAUUCCUGUGACUUUCUUUCUCUGUGGCUUCAAGAUCCUUCCAGAGCUGCCCAAGCACUUGGAGGAGGUGGGGAGCAUAUGGAGGUCAGAGAGGAAGAACAAGGAAUAGAUCAGGGGAGGGGGCGGGGGAGCAAGUUUCAGGACCACAAAGAAGAGGGGUAUGUCAUCUUUAUGUGCAGUGAUGGAAGAGGGUGAAGAAACACCCCCACCCCCACCCCCACCCCAGCCUUCUGAUUUCCAAAUAUUCGAAAGGCCUUUGAGUUUAUACAGUUGCAUCUCAGAUGUUUUUUAAAGUUUACAACUGACCCGAUUUGUAGAAAAAGAUAAACACCCUUCCUAUGUUUGGAGUCAUAUGUAAUUUUUAUCUCUUGACCUUUAAAUGUAAGCAGCAGUAAAAUGAAGAACUAUUGCAGUCAUUUAACACUCUGGCUGUACUAACUGGUUCCUGCCUGAGAACCGUGGUUUUAAAUUGGCUAAUGCAGAAUACUUGCAGAGCUAAUAAUAAUUCAGAUUACUCCUGUCAGCUAUUCCGGUUUCAUGGGUAAUUUAGUAGUUGAAUAAAUUUUUAAAAAAAUUCAUUCGUUACCAUGCACUGUUAUGAAUCAGUAGAUGGUUUACCAUUGGCAGCAGUAACUGUAAGAAGAUUUAAAUUGCUACUGAAAAGGAUUUGAGUGAAGGUAAUGUUUUAUAAUGUUCUAAGCCAUAUGCACUACUUUCAGGCCUCAUCAGUUUUACAUUGAUUCCUAGUGAAGUGUUUAAUUGCAUCAUGAAUGCAAUAUAAUUCAGUUCUUUCUGCUAAUAUGGUAUAUAUCUCAAAGUGAUAUACAGCACUGACAGGGAGAAUUCGCAGUUUCGUCCGGAUUUGGGAGGGCAGUGAGAAUUGGGCGCCUACUGGAUGCAUGGAGAGCAGGCGGCAGAGGGGGAGGCUACAGUCUGGUGCCAUCUUGCUAAGACUGGGUGGGAGGGGGUGUCAUGAGCUUGUGUGGGGAGGGGGAGGCUGUGUUGUCACCAGCCCUCAAUGCUGACGGCCAGCCAGAGAGGCGUCUGGUGCUGUAGGCCUUCCCUAGGAGGGCAGGGAGAUCUCCUAGUGGGCUUACUAGUCACAUAAGGCUGGCCAAGCCCACUCCCGCCGUCAAAUGCUCAUGGAUUUCGCCUGGCCAUCUCACUGGCCGUUUCUAAGUGGUUAUCAGAAAUUGGGUUUUCUGGGGCACCUGGGUGGCCCAGUUGCUUAAGCCUCUGACUCUUGAUUUCGGCUCAGGUCGUGAUCUCAUGGUUCAUGAGUUCAAGCCCCACAUCAGGCUCUGUGCUGACAGUGUGGUGCCUGCUUGAGAGUCCCCCUCUCCCUCGCUCUCUGCCCCUCCCACACAUGCAUGUGCAUACUUGCUCAUGUUCGCCAGCCUUCUCUCUUCCCUCUCAAAAUAAAUAAAUAAACAUUAAAAAAUAAUUAACACAAAUUAGCCUCAGAUACUAUUGAUGGCUGCCUUCAACUGGGAACCACUUGAUAUCUUGGUUCUGAAUUUUUUUUAAAGUAUGUUUCAGUGCAUUCAUUUGCUCAGGCUGCCAUAACAAAGUACCACAGACCAGGUGGCUUCAACAACAGAAAUUUAUUUUCUCACAGUCCUGGAGUUUGAGAUCAAGGUGUCAACAGCGUUGAUUGCUUUUGAGGGCUCUCUCCUUGGCUUGCAGGUGGCCAUCUUUGUGUUCACCAGGCAGUUCUCCUUCUAUGCCUGUCUGUGUCCAGAUUUCCCCUUUCUCUAAGGACAUCAGUCAUAUUGGACUAGGGACCUCAUUUUAACUUGAUCGCCUCUGGAAAGACCCUAUGUCCAAAUAAGAUCACAUUCUGAGACAAUGAGGGUUAGUACUCCAACAUAGGAAUUUUGGAGGACACAGUUCAGCCCCAUAACACCCUGUAUAGAAAGAAGGCGCGCGCGCGCGCGCGCGUGUGUGUGUGUGUGUGUGUGACUGUGGCAGGGUGGAUGAGGGCUCUCAGUGAAGGGAACAAGGGAACAGUGCUAACUGCACUCUAAUCAGAAGGCUCUUUCUGUCAACCCCUGUGAAUGAUGUGAAAGUCAGACUUGCUUGUCACGUCAAUCCCUUCUCCAGCAGGACCUUAAAAUCAGAGUUCAUGCAUUUUCAGAUAUCUGAUUAUUGUGCAGCCACAAAGCAAACGCCUAGGACCCGGGGCUCCCCCCUCAGCCUGGCGCCUCGAUGUAAUCAGAGCCUCCUUUUUAUCCCCACUCUUGAGGAAGGCCAGCCAGGCCACCUUUUUGAUCAUUGUAACCUUGAUGCAGAAGAAUAAUUUAUCCAUGCCCCCGGACAAGGAAAUUGCAAAAUAUUAUUUAUGAAGGUGAGCCGACACGUCGUAAUUCUGGCCCUGCAUUUCUGGAUGUGGCUGGCCAAGAUGGGGGAAAUGUGGGUGAUGUUUGAUAAUAAAAUGGGACAGUGUACCCAUGAGAUACAGGUGUGGGAGGAGCAGGGAGUCAGGCAUCCCACAAGAGAGAUUUCAGGGAAUGAGAAUUACUCUAGAAGCUGACCCAAACUGCCUUUCCAUGGACUCUCAGGUCAGAAGUGGAAGGAGAAAAGUCUCCAGGAUAUAGAGGCUGGUGUGAGAGGGGAUACUGAACAGCACUGUGGGCAGAGAAAGUCACGGGGAUCUUCUUUUGAGGAUUGUGACCUUGGUUUGGGGAACUUGGGAGGUUUGCAGUACAGUGGUUAUGAGCCCUGGUUUUGGAGCUAGCCAGCCUUGAGUUUGAGUCCUGGUUGUCUAUAGCUUUCUUUGUAGUUUUGUGACAUUGAGCAAGUUAGGUCACUUUUCUGAACCUGUUUGUUCAUCUGUACAAUAGGAUUAAUAACAAAUCAACCCAAGUGUUGCCUCGAGAGUAACAUGAGAUAAUGCAGGUAAAAUGUAACUGUCUUUUCAGUGGGCCUGACUCCUUACCUAGCAGCAAUUAAGUUGAGUGUCUAAGGAUGCAGCUCUGGAGCCAGAUAGCUCUUAGACCUUAGACUAGCCACUUCAUCUCUCUGAACUUGCAUUUUCCUCAUCUAUCAAAUGGGCACAAAAAAGAUUACAAUUUCGUAGGGUCCUCUUAAGGGUUGAAUGACUGAAUGGAAGGAGAGCAUUUAACAGUGCUUGUCUCAUAGUAAAUGCUCAGUAAAUGUUGGCCAUUAAUAUAAGUUCCUAGGACAUAGUUCUUGGCAGUCUUUCUUCUGAGAAGCCGUUCCCAACCUUGACUCGGAUUUAGAGGCAGCCUGUCUCCCAUCUGCCAAUGCUGUCCUGUCGAACAACAUGCUUAAUUUAAAAAUCCAAAUGGAUUUGCAUUCCUUAUGAUUUGAAAAAGUGCUCUGAGCACUGAGAAGUGCCCCAUAAGGGGGCAGAAUAUAUGUUCCCCGGGGGAACCACUGCAGCAUCUGUCCACCACAGAGGAGAUGGCAGACCCCAGCAGACCCCAACAUCUCUGACUGCCCAACUCACAGACCGGUUGUGGCAACUAAGCACCACGACUCUUAGGCAUCAGCCGUGGGAAGUUCAGCCCAGUAAAUGUUUUGCAGUCUCUCAGCAAUUUGGGGUUCUACCAAAUUAGCGUUUGGUAUUGAAUUAGUAUUCAUUUUCUCUAAUAUGAUAUAAAAGUAUAAUCACAUUAGUGACUUUUAUAGCAUAUUAGAUUAUACAUUUGGAACACGUCCCCGCCUGAAGCAGCUUUAGGCAAAAAAAAAAAAAAAAAAAAAAGUCCCGCCAACAACAAUAACAAGCAAACCAUCUUCCACCCUGGCUCGCAAGCCCGGGCUUUUCCAGCUGGGCUGCAGCAACCUGGAUAGAAAAUUCUCUGCUCUCUGCCUCCUGGUCCCUACAGAGAAAGAAUUUUCAUUCCACCGCCAUGAUUUGUGAAGCAUUGAAUUUAAGACCUUAAUAGUCGUUCCAAAUGAAUGUUUCUUUAAUCCCGGGGCAGAAACGCAGGCUGUGGUUGAGAUGUAAUUAAUAGCACUAAUUACUCUUCUCUCCCUCCAUCCACUUUUCCUCCUGCCAGCAUCCCCGUUCCCCAAGAAACCUGGCAGGAACACCAGAAAUAUUCACCUUUUGCUCCAAAAUGUCCCUGGACAGAGAAACCAGGGCUCACCCCAAUAAUGGCUCUCUGUUUUGAAAGAUUUUCCUUCUGCCUCCCAAUGGUUCCUCUAGUUCUGGGACUCCUGGGCCUUCCAGAAGUUUAGAUUUUUUAGGACCUGUUUCCAGCCAUCAUGGUGACUCAGCCAGUUGUGAAGGGUGAUGUCCUAAGGAGACAGCAGCACAUGGCCUGACUUUCCUGAGCAUUUUUCUCUGGACUGUAACCUCAUUGAUGCAUUGGUUCAAACAUAGAUGAUGUUGCUUACAGACUCCCCAGGGUGCCUGCCUUCAGAGGGACCCCAUCAAACCAUUUUUCACUACAAAGAAUAAAGGAUGAAAUUUUUUUUCUACGUGUAAUGAAAGCAAGUAAACUGGUCAGGAGAGCUAAAAUGAUUUAUUUAUACAUUGCCUCGUUCCCAAAUAAUUGAAGGCUGGGUAGACUCACCCGGAUAGGCUUUGAACGUAGGUUGCAUCUUGCAUGCGAACUCUGAGAAUUCAGCUGUAGUAGCUUCCUGGAAUGUCACAUUGAGAAAGAUUCUUAGACCACAUUCCAGAUCAGCAAAAGAGAGUCUCAUUCAGUCUAUAAACAUCUGAUGUGCCAGGCACUGCUGUAGGCACCAGUGCCACUGCCUCCAACUGGGUAGCCAAAAUCCCUCCCCUAAAAGAUUCACAUUCCAGUUGGGAGAAGCUGACAAAAAAUACCAAUAAAGCCAGGUCAUGCAGGGCUUGAGCACAGGAGAGAGUUGGCACAUCCUAUUCUAAUUGCAAUGGAAAGCCAUUGGAGGAUUUUUAAUAGGGAAGUGCCAGUAUCUGGUUUAUGUUUAAAAGAUAAAAGCUUUUUUAAAAACAAUCACUCUGGGAAAGGAGACAGGGGGGAGAAGUUAGAAGGAAAGGUUCAAGGUUUUUGCAGGUGUCUGAACAAGGAAUGGUGGGGGAUGAGUAACAAUUGAUUUGAUUUGAACUCUAUUGUAGAGAUCCAGCUGACCAAAUGGGCAAUCCAUUAGUAAUGUCUGCCACAGACGUGAGAGGUGACAGUGAGCACUUGGAUGCUAUAUUUGCCAUCUCUAUAAGUCAUUUUUAGGCUGGUGAAGGGAGCUAGAGAGGAUGAAAGGGUCACUCAGAGAUAGUAAUCCAUGGCUUUAGUAACAGCUACAGAUAUUCCAGGGAAAUUUGAAGGAGAAUAUUCACUGACUGUCCUUGCAGACAUUAUGGGGAACUUAGGCAUAAGAUGCCAUAUUGUCUUAACUAGAGAUUGUCCAGGGAUCAGUAAAGCAAAUGGGACCUUCAAAAGACCAAUAUUAGACCAAAUCCCUGUAGAGAUGUGCAGAGGACCAACAUGAUUCCAUAGAGACAUACUCAAGGAGGUUCAAAGAGAAGAAGCUAGGCAGAAAGCCAUCAGUGGAAACAGUUAAUAGGAAAACAGGUUUUAAUUAUCUCAGGUGAAAACAGAGGAUCAGAGACAAUCCCCUCUUCUCUCCACCCUACAAAUAGGAAGGACUCAGCAGUGUUGGUGGGGGGCAAGAAGAUAAAUAGCAAAUAACCAACUGGUGGCCCCUUUGGGUUGUUUUCUCCUUCUCCUCUUCCCCUUCUCCCACCUCCUCCCCACUCCUCCUCUAAAGCUCUGUCUUCUCUUAAGAUCAGACACUUGGCGAAAGUCAGUCAUCAUGUGAUUUAGCAGGGUGAAAAGUCAGCUUGGCAUUGGGCAAGGAACUGGAUUUGGAGAGGGAAGAGCCACUUGAAAAGCCUGGAGCACCUACAUGAUGCUGCAAGACUGCAGUAUGGGGAGCCCCGUGAAUCCUGUUACAAAAUAUUUUUAAACCAUUCAGAAUAAGGGAAAUUUGGUGAGAUUAUGAUACUGAACAGGGCUCUAUGUGUAAUGUAUAACUUUCUAUUUUUAAAAAAGGUAUGAGGACAGGCUUUGUGGUUAUAGUCCAGUCUCUUCAACAUCCAUUCCUAGGAAGAGUCUAGAAAAACUGUUAAACUAUAGUCUCUGUCCUUGUGCCCUUGAUUCUCACAGUUGGCUGUGUGGCUUCAGGAGCAUCCAGCCCUAGACAAACUUAAUUUCCUUCUUUGACACAGGCUGGCCAUGAAGAUAGAGGGUGCAGGAAAUAGGACCCACAUGAGGCCUCUACCCCAGCCCCUUCCCCUCAAGCCUGGAGCGAGUCAUGCAGACCCCUGGCUCUCAAACCCAACUGAUGUUUGGACCCCUUGCUCCUACCCAGAAAGGUGCUGACAGCACCCACCUGGGAACUCAGCCUGGCCUCUCGAGCCAGAAUGCUGGGCCAGCUUGGAGAACCCCUGGAGUAUCCUAUUUUAAAAUACUAAUUUUCAAGGAUACAUUACUCUAUAAGCAAUAUACACAUCAUCUUUUAAACUGAGACAUUAAAGAUGAGCAUAGAGUGAAUGGUAAAUCUCCUCAACUUGUAGCCCCCUUUUGUCUGCUCCGCAUUUAUUUGUUUUUCCAGGACACUUUAACCAUAGACAAGCAUACAAGUAUAGCCCCUUAUUAAAGUAGAAAAGAGAUUAGGGGAUUAUUCCUUCCUUCCUUCAAUACUUAUAAAGUGCCUACUGUAUGCUGGGUGCUGAGAAUAUAGCAAUGAACAAAAGAAAAAUUGUCUUUCAGGAUAUGAACAGUCUAGGAGAGGGCUGGGGGGAACUGAUGAGAAACAUAAACAAAUAGAAUAAAAGAAUCGCAUAUUGUGGUCCUACAAAGCAAAUCAACAACGUGCCAUGGUAGAGCAGCAGGGGAAGGGGGUAUUUAAUGGAUUAUGAAAUAUAAGGAGUCUGCCAUGGAAAGAGGUGUGUGUCUGGAUGUGAGGUGUGUUUUCGGUGUCUGGGUAGUGUAGGAUGUAUCUGGGUACGUGUGUUUUUAUCUCUGUGUCUGGGUGUGUGCUUCUUUACCCCUGUGAAUAUCUGAGUGUCUGGGUUUGUGUGUGUGUCUGCAUGUGCACGUGUGUGUGGAUCUUAUCAGAGAGGGUUGUUCUGGGACUGAGAGCUCUUGUGACCAGAGCCAGUGGAGGUUGGAAGUGCAGGGGGAGAGCAGAGCUACACUUAGCUGUGCAGGCUCCUUAGCUACAUGGGGGGGUCUGGGUUUUUGACUCAGUACCCACAGAACUGACAGAAGGCCAUCCAAAAGCAUUAUUAGGGAUCUCUCUGAAACAGUAUUAUGGGGGCAAGCACAUGGCCUGGAGGAGGCUGGGUGGGGGUGGAGAAUGGUUUGGGCUUCACUAAAAGUGGAGGUGAGGGGGCUCACUGGUAGGUGAUUUAAUGUGGCAGAAUGGAAUGAAUGGAAAUGCCUCCCGGGCUCCUGGCCUGAGCAUCUGGAUGGAUGUACCACCUUUUCCUGAGAUGGGGAAGAUGCUGGGAGAAAGAGUGAGGAGCAGACAGGAGCCCAGGGUUCCUUCUUGGCCAUGGCAGAUCUGAAAUGGCCUCCCAGAGGGAUGUCAGUUCUUCAGGGGGGUGGGCCAUUGGAGCUCAGAGUCCUGUGGCCUGGAAGUGAGUCCUGGGCUGGGUCCUUAGAGGACCUGGCCAUGUCCAAGGACCAGCUAGACCACCUUUCCCUGGCUCUGAGGCCCUGAGCAGAGCAUCGAAGGCCCCCAUCAGUUAUGUUAGCACAGCCCUGGGGGGGUACUGAUGCAAGAAACCAUUAGAGGGAUGUCUGCUCUGGGGACCUGGCCCCAAACCUUAGCAGCAGGGAGCUGUUUGGAGCUGGGGUAUUUGUGGGCCUGGGUCUCCCAGCAUCCGAGCUAUGGAACAGUAGAUCACCUCCCCAGAGGCUGGGACAGGCUUCCCAGAGGCCAGUUUCUGUUACCCUUAGCUCAGAAAGUAAAGGUACAUUGCAUUGCUAAGAUGAUCAUCUCUUGUGUGCCUUGGUUGAACGUAAUCUUUAAAAGCUAGAGCUGAUCCUUUCGUAGUUCUUAAGCAUGAUGAUUGGGUGUUCACACUGUUAUGUGACACGUGCCUCCCUCAAAUCUUGUUAAGACCUUGUCCCAUUACCCAUCUGACAUAAGAAAAAGAAAAAAGCUAAAGCUGCUGAGCAUUUUACUGUGUCAGUCCUAACGACCCAUAAGCUGAGUUGAUCCUCACAACAACCCCUAAGGCAAGUUCUGCAAUGAUUCCCAUUAUACAGGUCAGGAAACUGAGGCUCAGCAAAGUCGUGGUUGCACAGCAGUUCGUAGACAGGAUUUGAAACUAAGCCAGUCUAACCGCAAAGCCCGUUUUCUUAGUUUUCACAUGCUGUGCCAAACGCUUGCUAUAAGUUAUCUCUUAAAGUCACAGGUACUCUUCAAUGGGGUUACCAUUGUACCCAUUUUGCAGAGGGGGAAACUGAGGCUCAGAGAGAGGAAACACCUGGGUCAGGAUCACACAGCUUUUAAGUGGCAGCACCAGAAUUUGAACGCAAGGAUAUAAGAAACCCUGAACUUUCUUUUGAAUAUGGGACAUGCCUCUGACUACCAACCCCUGCCUCCCUGUCUCUGCUGGCAGUAAAGGUCUCUCAUCCCCCCAGCCCAAAGUGUCCCAAUGACCCACUGAGGGCAGGAGACAAGACUCCAUCCUUGGGGCUGCCUCAGCAACGUCCUAGGCAGGGCUUUACAAAUUAAUGAGAAACAUCAGAGGUUCGUGGGCUCCUUAGAUUAUGAUGGGACCUGAUAAGACCCCAUCUCAGUGGGUUUAUCACUGGAGUUCCUGCCUGGAGCCCUUGGUGGGCAGGGGCUGGCACUCAUGUUGGACUUAAGUAGCGUUAAAGCCCCUACUUCUGGGACAUGAAGUCUAAGCCAGCUCAUGGGGGUUUGGGCCACUCUGUCCACUGGGAGACCCCAGUGAUUCAUUAGGACAGUUCUUUCCAUCAGAGCAUUGAUGGGACAACGCUAAACAGCUCAUGAGCAGUGGGGACCCGGUGUGGGAUUCACCAUUCACUUUAGCAUUUAUACUUCAGAAAAUACGUGUGCACGCAUGUGUGGGUGUGUUUCCAACCAGUAGUUGGAAAAUCACACCCUGAUUUAGAAAAUCUACCUACUGAAGCUUCCAGAAGACCCUUGUUUGAUUAGCAGAGCUGUUAAGAGUAUGGGAUUUGGGGUCAUGCUACUGAAUUCACAACCCAGCUCUGUUGCUUGCUGGCUGCCUGGCCUUGAGCUUGACUGCUCUUAACCUCUUCAGUUUUAAGUUUUCCCACCUCAAUGCAUAUUUGAAGAAACAAACGAGUGCCUAGAACUGAAUCUGGUAUAAGCUGUGCACUCAGUUUAUGUUAGCUAAGUGCUACAAUUGUUGCAAUUGCAGUCUAAAAUAAGUUUUUCUGGAAAGGGGCAGAUAGUAAACAUUUAUGCUUUACAGGCCAUGUGGUUUUUAACUACUAAUCUCUGCCACUGUAACAGGAAAGCAAUCAUGGACAAUAUAAUAUGUACAUGUGUAGAUGUGGUUUCAUCCCAAUAAAACUUCCCUGUGACUUAUGUAUGAACAUGGUGGGGAGAAAAGUCAUUUUUCUUCUGGGAGAAUGCGACCCUGGGAAAGCCAGACCUGGUGAGAAAGAAGAACACCUCAGAGGGAAACAGGGCUAAGAGAAAGAAAUCAAACCUUGUCAAUAUUGUUUGAGCUGCUGGAUCUAGCCAUGCCUGAAGCUACUCCUGCAUUGUUCAGAUAGGUGAGCAACAGUUUCCCUUUUAUGCUUAGGCUACUUUGAGUUGGGAUUCUGCUGCUUACAACCAAGAGUCCUAAAUUAUCUAAGCCUCUGCCCCAGUCGGGUAUAACUACUUACCUGCUGGUAUCUACUGACUCACUCCCACUCUUCCCUGCCAGGAUCAAGUUUAUGACACUACCCAAGAGCAUCCUUUAGUCACAAAUAUAUAACUUUCUUUUCCUGUGGGGGCUUAAAUAGUUUCAUUUUCAAGGUUACAAAAUCCUUAGCAAGUAGGUGACUUCAUUUUCAUAAACUUUAGUCCUCUCCUGUAAAAUGAAGUUAAUCACUGGACCAGUGAUUAGGGUGUGUUAAAAGGGUUAAUAUUUAUAAAUGCUUGGAACAGUCCCUUGUACCUACUAAGUACUACCUAAGUAUCUGCUGUUGCUACUACCUGGAAACGGAGCUCACAGAUUCUAGGCAUUUUCCUGACAGAUGAAGGAGACUAUCAGGCAGGGAUUGGUCUUUCCAUAUUCCCAGCACCGGUGCAGGCCUCGUAUUGAGUGGGCACUUGGUAUUUGUUGAAUAAGAGUUAGAACAAGACAAGGCAGUCAUGGAGAGUGGAAGUGAGAGACCCGCAUGGAUUGCGGCAAACUCUGAGGUGUUUGUGAUUAGGAGUCAAGCUGUAAUUGCUUCGGGGAUUUAUAAAACCUUGAGACACGGAGGAAUGUUAGGGGACGCACAAGCAAUUUAGGGAUUUGAGUGUUUGGGAUUUAGGCCUUAGCUACUUAAAGUGUGGUCCACCAUGGACCAGUAUCAGCAUCACUUGAAUGCCUGUUGAGAAAGGCAGGGACUCGGCCCCACACCGGACCUCUGGAGUCAGAAUCUGCACUUCGACAAGAUCCUGGGUGAUUCUCGUGUGCAUUAAAGUUUGAGAAGUGGAGAGGACAGGCAGAUGCUGCGGACGUGGUCUCUGUGUCUUGAGGGGCUGCUUAUGGAGGUGAGGAUGUGGGGCAUGUGGGCCUGUCAGCUGUUUUGUUAGGAAUGCGUGCUGGCCUCUGCCCUUUGGCACAGUGGGUCACACCUGCCCAGACACACUGCUGGCCCGGUAAGUGGUCUCUGACGUUGCCGCACAGUGGUUUGAGAAAACUACCACCCAGCUUCACUUCUUAAAAGUAAAAUGAAAGGUUCCUUGUCCUUCACUCAAACAGUCCCUGCUUUGUAGUCUUGCUAACUUUGUGCAAACAGUAACAGCAAUCAGCGAUAUGUAGCUUGUGAUAUCAUACAUGUUGUGAUUUCUUUUUCCUGAUCCUCUUUUAUCAACUUAAUCCUGACGAAAUGUGGAUGACUUCUUAAAAAUCUUCUCAAGGUGUCUGGCUGUCUGUGGUGGGGAGGUCAUGGCGGGGGCCAGGUCAGGGUGGGCACGGUGGGUGUGACUGCAGGAGGAUCCACAGAACCAGAGCAGAGACACCUCACCAGGAAAGUGGCCUCCAGAUUGAACAGAGGUGGGCACAGGUUUGAGGGGGAGGACACACACUCACUAUCACCCAUCUUUACCAAAAACUGAGUAUUGUGCUAAACGAAGGUUAGGGACUGGGCCACGUGCAGAGAGCGAGCUUCAAAAUCCACAUGACCUGGGUCCAAAUCAUAGUGCUGCUGCAGCCUGCUGACUGUGUCAUCUCAGGCAAGGAAGUUUGUGUCUCUGAGCCUUGCUAUCCUUGUCUAGAAAAUGGAGCUAAAAUAUCGCUGACCUCAUAGGGGAUGUAGAGUCAGUGAAUGCAGUGGUGACCAGAGCUGGCUGCUAAGAACCAGCUGUUCUUCCCAGUUCUAGGUGUAGGGUGACGUCACACUGGGAGCUAGAAGUUGACCAUGGUAGAAGAAUUUACACACAGAAAUGGUACACAUCAAAACUUCUCUUUUUUUUUCCCCAGAGAACUGGUUGUUAAGCAUUUACCAGCACGCUACUUGUUAAAUGACAAGUUGUAUUUAAAUUGCUAUGCGCAAUGCUUGGUAGUAGUGGUUAUUACUAUUAUUAAUUAUAGAACCACAGGGCACCUCCUUGGCUCAGUUAAGCAUCUGCCUUUGGCUCAGGUCACGAUCUCACAGCUCAUGAGUUCGAGCCCCACAUGGGGCUCUGUGCUGACAGCUCAGAGCCUGGAACCUGCUUCAGAUUCUGUCUCUGUAUGUCUCUGUUCCUCUCCUGCUUGCGCGCUCUCUCUCUCUCUCUCUCUCUCUCUCUCUCUCUGUCAAAAAUAAACAUUAAGAAAUUUAAUUAUAGGACCCUAAUAUUAUAUAAAUAUUAGGGUGGUUUCAUGAUUGGACAUUCCAUGUGCUGACUCUGCAUUUAUUUUAACUGCUUAGAGGCCUUUUCUGCUAAUCCUCUGGUCCCUAGCCCUGUCCUGGAUAGCUGAUAUUAUUAGUCAGCUGAGUUCCAGAUAGAUGAAGUAUCUUACAGGUGCCCCAAAUGAACAUUUAUUGAGCAUGGACUAAAUGCCAGGUGUUAGGAAAGCACUUUUCAUAUAUGAUCUCAUUUAAUCCCCCAACAACUCUGUGAGGCAGAAACUGUUAUAAAUCACACUGUGUAGGCACAGAUGGGGCUCAUAGAAGUUAGGUGACACAGGUUGCACAGCUGCUCAGUUGAAGGUGCUGGGCUUUGAACCCACGCAUUUAACUCCGGAGGCUGUGAUUUCACCAGGUAGAUCCUAGAGGUUAAAUGUGGAGGGGGCAGGUGCUUGGGUCCUUGGGGUGUGGACCCUCCUUCUUGCUGGGAGGCUUUGGGGAUGGGGGUGGGCAGGGUCGAGAAGUCCUGACUGUGUCCGCUUGGCUGAUGGCAAACAGUCCGAUUUUACUAGAUGUGUGCAGGCCGGGUUCUGAUUGGCAAGAGGAUGUCUCUGUUGGAAGGGAAUCUUGGCCACUUGCCUCUUGGCAGCAGGCUCUUGGCUACCACGUGGGCUGCCAUGCUGAAGCAGUGAGAAUUAUUCGGCAACCUUGCCUGGGAUAGUUUACAGUGGGCUGGGGGCUCUGCCAGUCUCUCAGACAGGCUGGCAGAGAGAGCAAGAAAGUGAGCGCUGCCACAGAGAAGCCCACACUCAGCUUCUUCGCUGUUCUUCUGCCCCUGUCUGUCUCCAUCUCUUGCCAUCCCUCAGCCUCUCCCUCUGCCAGGACUUAAGGAGCCAGUAGUACGACAGGUGGUUUGGCAGCAAGGGAAACGACGUCUCCUGUCCCCACAGGCCUGCAUUCCCUCAGCUCUACUAAAACUUGAGGCCUUUUGCUUCCAUGGCUCCCAGUUUGCCUGAAGAUGAAGUUCAGACUCCUUGGUUUGGCUUGAAGACUUCUCAUGAAGGAGCUUAAUUCCGUCGCUUCCGAGCUGUCUGCACGGCAGGAGGAGAGUGAACAUUCUCAUAAACAUUUAAUUGAACUCCGCCGGGAAUUUAAGAAAAAUGUACCUGAGGAAAUCAGAGAGAUGGUGGCUCCUGUAUUAAAAAGCUUCCAAGCUGAGGUGGUGGCCCUUAGUAAGAGAAGUCAGGAGGCCGAGGCAGCUUUCCUGAGCGUUUACAAGCAAUUAAUUGAAGCACCAGACCCUGUGCCUGUGUUUGAGGCAGCGCGCGGCCUAGACGACAGACUGCAGCCCCCCAGCUUCGACCCCAGCGGGCAGCCGCGGCGAGACCUCCACACUUCGUGGAAGAGGCACCCCGAGCUCCUUGGCCCUAAAGAGCAGAGAGAGGGGACGUCUCCGGCCGGACCCACGCUGACCGAGGGGAGCCGCCUCCCAGGCAUUCCUGGCAAAGCCCUCCUGACAGAAACUUUGCUGCAGAGAAAUGAGGCAGAGAAACAAAAGGGCCUUCAAGAAGUACAAAUCACUUUGGCAGCCAGACUGGGGGAGGCAGAGGAAAAGAUCAAAGUCCUACAUUCAGCGUUAAAGGCCACACAGACAGAGCUGUUGGAACUGCGGCGGAAAUACGAUGAGGAGGCAGCAUCCAAGGCAGAUGAAGUCGGCCUGAUCAUGACCAACUUGGAGAAGGCUAAUCAGCGAGCUGAGGCUGCCCAGCGGGAGGUAGAAAGUCUUCGAGAACAACUCGCCUCAGUCAACAGCUCUAUCCGCCUGGCCUGCUGCUCCCCCCAGGGACCCAGUGGGGAUAAGGUGAACUUCGCGCUGUGCUCAGGCCCCCGGCUUGAGGCUGCCCUGGCCUCCAAGGAUCGGGAGAUCCUGCGGCUGCUGAAGGAUGUGCAGCACCUCCAGAAUUCUCUGCAGGAACUGGAGGAGACCUCUGCCAACCAGAUUGCGGACCUGGAGCGGCAGCUCACGGCCAAGUCUGAAGCCAUAGAGAAGCUGGAAGAGAAGCUCCAGGCACAGUCUGACUAUGAAGAAAUUAAAACAGAGCUGAGCAUUCUGAAAGCCAUGAAGCUGGCCUCUAGCACCUGCAGCCUCCCGCAGCCCAGCUUCUUGUCUCCUCAGGGCAUGUCCAAGCCCGAAGACUCGUUGCUCAUGGCAAAGGAGGCCUUCUUCCCCACGCAGAAAUUCCUUCUGGAAAAGCCUGGUCUUCUGACCAGCCCUGAGGAGGACCCUUCAGAGGAUGAUUCCAUCAAGGACUCCCUGGGCACAGAGCAGUCCUACCCAUCGCCUCCACAGCUCCCGCCACCGCCAGGGCCUGAAGACCCACUGUCCCCCAGCCCUGGGCAGCCCCUGCUGGGCCCUGGCCUGGGCCCCGAUGGCCCAAGGACUUUCUCAUUGUCCCCCUUCCCCAGCCUGGCGUCUGGGGACAGACUGGCAGGGGACACACUGCUGUCCAAACAUAUGAUGCCCCCGGCCACCUUCAAGGGGGAGGCGGGUGGCCUGCUGGUGUUCCCCCCAGCCUUCUAUGGCACCAAGCCGCCCACGGCCCCUGCCACCCCAGCUCCUGGCCCUGAGCCACCCGGGGCCCCCGAGCCUGUAGAUGGGGGUGGGGGCAGCACAGCUGGGGCAGGGGCCGGAACCGAGGAGGAGCAGCUGGACACGGCGGAGAUUGCAUUCCAGGUGAAGGAGCAGCUGCUCAAACACAACAUCGGGCAGCGGGUGUUUGGCCACUAUGUACUGGGGCUGUCACAGGGCUCGGUCAGCGAGAUCCUGGCCCGGCCCAAGCCCUGGCGCAAGCUCACAGUGAAGGGCAAGGAGCCCUUCAUCAAGAUGAAGCAGUUCCUGUCGGAUGAGCAGAACGUGCUGGCUCUGAGGACCAUCCAGGUGCGGCAGCGAGGCAGUAUCACCCCAAGAAUCCGCACACCAGAGACAGGCUCAGAUGACGCCAUCAAGAGCAUCCUGGAACAGGCCAAGAAAGAGAUCGAGUCCCAGAAAGGGGGUGAGUCCAAGAACUCCACGGCCCCACUGGGCAUCACCAACGGCACAGCCCCCGCCAGCACCUCGGAAGAUGCCAUCAAGAACAUUCUGGAGCAAGCGCGCCGCGAGAUGCAGGCGCAACAGCAGGCCCUGCUGGAGAUGGAGGCCGGCCCCCGGGGCCGCUCGGUGCCUCCCUCGCCCCCAGAGCGGCCCUCGCUGGCCACUGCGAGCCAGAAUGGGGCUCCGACCUAUGUCAAGCAGGAGGACAGCAGCGGUGGUGGUGGCGGCGGGGGAACCAGCAGCAGCGCCACACAGACCUCCCUCACGGUCUUGUCCCCUGCUGCCUUCGUGCAGAGCAUCAUCCGGAAGGUCAAGUCGGAGAUUGGCGACGCCGGCUACUUCGACCACCACUGGGCCUCGGACCGUGGCCUGCUCAGCCGCCCCUACACCUCUGUCUCACCCUCCCUCUCCUCCUCCUCCUCCGGCUACUCCGGACAGCCCAACGGGCGGGCCUGGCCCCGUGGGGACGAGGCCCCCACGGCCCCCGAGGACGAAGCGGCGGGGGGCGAGGAUGAGCCUCCCAGAGUGGGCGAGCUGAAGGCCGAAGGUGGCGUCCCCGAGGCGGGCAGCGGUGGGCGGCUGGCCUACUACCCAGCGUACGUGCCCCGCACACUGAAGCCUACCGUGCCGCCCCUGACCCCCGAGCAGUACGAGCUUUACAUGUACCGGGAGGUGGAUACACUGGAGCUGACGCGCCAGGUCAAGGAGAAGCUGGCCAAGAAUGGAAUCUGCCAGAGGAUCUUUGGGGAGAAGGUGCUGGGCCUGUCACAGGGCAGUGUGAGCGACAUGCUGUCCCGGCCGAAGCCGUGGAGCAAGCUGACACAGAAGGGGCGAGAGCCCUUCAUCCGCAUGCAGCUGUGGCUCUCAGACCAGCUCGGCCAGGCCAUCAGCCAGCAGCCCAGCGCCUCUCAGGCCAGUCCCACGGAACCGAGGUCCUCGCCGUCCCCACCCCCUAGCCCCACGGAGCCGGAGAGGAGCUCCCAGGAGCCCUUGAGCCUGGCACUGGAGGGCAGCAAGGAGAACCAGCAGCCGGAGGGACGCUCCAGCUCCUCGCUGGGGGGGAAGGUGUACUCGGGCAGCCAGGCCACGGGGGGCAUCCAGGAGAUUGUGGCCAUGUCCCCCGAGCUGGACACAUACUCCAUCACCAAGAGAGUCAAAGAGGUCCUCACAGACAACAAUCUAGGGCAGCGGCUGUUUGGGGAGAGCAUCCUGGGACUGACACAGGGCUCCGUGUCUGACCUGCUGUCCCGGCCCAAACCCUGGCACAAGCUGAGCCUGAAGGGACGGGAGCCCUUUGUGCGCAUGCAGCUGUGGCUCAAUGACCCCCAUAAUGUGGAGAAGCUGAGGGACAUGAAGAAGCUGGAGAAGAAAGCCUACCUCAAGCGCAGGUACGGCCUCAUUAGCACCGGCUCCGACAGCGAGUCUCCAGCCACCCGCUCCGAGUGCCCCAGCCCCUGCCUGCAGCCCCAGGACCUGAGCCUCCUGCAGAUCAAGAAGCCCCGAGUGGUACUGGCGCCCGAGGAGAAGGAGGCGCUGAAGAAGGCCUACCAGCUGGAGCCCUACCCCUCCCAGCAGACCAUCGAGCUCCUCUCCUUCCAGCUCAACCUCAAGACCAACACCGUCAUCAACUGGUUCCACAACUACAGGUCCCGGAUGCGCCGGGAGAUGUUGGUGGAGGGGACCCAAGACGAACCAGACCUCGACCCUAGUGGGGGUCCCGGCGUCCUGCCACCAGGCCACUCCCGCCCAGACCCUACCCCACAGAGCCCUGACUCUGAGGCUGAGGACCAGAAGCCUCCUGUGAAGGAGCUGGAGCCUCAGGAGGGCUCUGAGGAGCGCGUCAUACCCCCGACCACCCAGGACAAGGCCCAGGUGAGGAUUAAGCAGGAACAGACUGAGGAGGAUGCAGAGGAAGAGGCGGGAAACCAGCUCCGGGACCCAGGGGAGCCAGACGAAGGCCAAGGUUCCCCCAAAGAGGCGCAUCCCGACCAUCCGGGUAAUGACAGACUCCCGAAAGUGGCCCCAGGGCUCCUCCUUCCAGGCGGGACCACUCCAGACUGCCCCUCACUGCAGCCCCCCCAGGAGAGCGAGGGUGGGGAGCGGCUACACCCGGACCCUCUGAGUUUUAAGUCGGUCUCCGAGUCCUCGCGCUGCAGCCUGGAGGUGUCGCUGAACUCACCCUCAGCCGCCUCCUCACCGGGCCUCAUGAUGUCUGUGUCACCUGUCCCCUCCUCCUCAGCCCCCAUCUCCCCAUCCCCACCCGGCGCCCCUCCCGCCAAAGUGCCGAGCGCCAGCCCCACUGCCGACACGGCUGGGGCCCUGCACCCCAGCGCCAAGGUGAACCCCAACUUGCAGCGGCGACACGAGAAGAUGGCCAACCUGAACAGCAUCAUCUACCGGCUAGAGAGGGCCGCCAAUCGGGAGGAGGCCUUGGAGUGGGAGUUCUGAAGGCGGCCGGGCGCACGAGGGCAGGGGGCACACGGGGGGCCGCCCUUCCCUCUCUCACUCGCUCUGCCAGGCAGGGUGGGGGAAGGAAGGGAGGAACUCGACCAUCAAAAUGUGGGCAGCAGUGUGAUGCAGUUUACGUUUUCUGUCGUAACCCCAGUUCUGGGACGCGGCACAGGAGCGGGUGGGGCGUGUGCCACCACCGCCUCUCCUUGGCACCCGCCACCCCGCGGGGCGCCCCCUUCUCCACCCUGGCCUCUCUGCGGGAGGCACAAGCGAUGUGGCACCACAUUCUCACCUGGAAACUCCAAACUCUUUUAGAAAAAUCAAUAUUUAUAGACCUCUUUUAGAUAUUUUAAUAAAGGAUCCUUUGGAAUUUAUUCCCAGCCAAUGCUGUUUUGAUAUUACAGAGAGUUAUAAAAUCAGGAUGCGGUCACAACUGUUGCGAAGUAUACAUCGAAGUUGUGUCGUUUUUGCCACUAGAUGAGAUUAAAAGAAGACAAUUGUUCAAAGCCAUCACAAAACACUCUUAAGACUGACCAAAAUUUAGAUGACCCUUGAACUGCGGUCUUUUGCCACAUCUGUCUGUGAGACACAGCACACUGCUACUGCCCUUCCAGAAACCGUGCUGAAAAGAGAAAGUCCAAAAGACUCUAAAUGAAAACCUCAAUGCCGUUGAGGAUGUGUUUCAUUCUGGUGGUCUGUUUUGCAACCUUGAUAACACAGAACGUCCCGUGCCGUUGUAAGUGUUGUAGAGAUGUGGGCUGUGGCCGGCCAUCCUACCCGAGAUGUGACCUGGUACAAAACAAACUACUUCUCCUCCCUCCAGUCAGAAGCCUGUGGGCCACGGAGGUCGGACACCCAGCCUGUCCAUCUGUAGACGAGAUGUGUUUCUGGAUCCUUUGGAAAGCUGGGCGUGGGGUCAGGUGAUUGGAGGGCAGCAUUUGAGCCAGAGUGACCCUGUUCCCCAACCUGAAUCGUGGCCACGGCACAGGAAGUUUCCCCACUGGCUUUCCAGAGCAGGACUGUGGCCACCAUCUCUCCCUCCCUGUGUUUUAAGAAAAUAAUAGCGAUGGUCGUCCCACGAGUGCCCAGCACCAAAAAGUAGAUUCAUCUAUCUAGAGACCCCAGCCCUCCUUCUUGCCAUCUUCUCUCUCAAGUUGACCCAGGUGCUGUUUCUGGAAGGCAUCUGCAACUCCCAAGUCCAGAACAAAGCGAGAAGGUUGAGUUCAUGGCAUGGCCACCAUACCCCAGCCUCUAAGUCUACCCUCCUGCCUCCCAGCGCACGACCUUUUGGGGAGCAAAGACUCCAUCCCCCCAACUCGGAGAAGCCCUUCCUCUAGCAUCUUCGUCGUCAGGGUCUCUGGCAGGAGAGUUCCCAGUUUGGAUGGAACCGCCACCAUGUUGGUUUUUGACUCUCUCCCUCUCUCUCUCUCUCUCUGUCUCUCUCCCGUUUUUAUUUCUUUUCCUUUUUCAAACUGUCUGUGGGAAGGCUGAGUUGGUUGACUCCCCAGCUGAAUCCAGAAUGACGAUGAAAAGGUGGCCAUAAUCGGUACCAAUCCAAUGCCAGGGGGAGACGGCUGGUGGGUCUCAAGGAUGCAGCAAGCAUUUCGAAACGAGGCCAGUAAAACCCAGUGAUCAGAAGGGGACAAUUGAGGGCUGUUCCAGAAAUCUCAACUCUCAUGCACCCAGCCCAGGCUGCAGUCUCCACACCAAUCAGUGAAGAACAACGCAAACCCUGCAGGAAAACGUCCUUUUCCACACACCCAGGCUAUGCAUUGAAGAGUUUUCCACUGUAUACAUUUUUAUCCAGAGGAAGGUAUUUUUAUAUUUUGACAAUAGGAAACAGUGACCAAUUUUCAGAGUAAUCAAAUCUGGAACAAACGAAACGUCUCCUUUUAGCCACCGCCGCCCUGUCACAAGACAACCGUGAGGGAACACACCGCUUUCUACUGUCGAAACCCAUCCAAUAUUGAAACCCAGGCUCACCCGUAGACUACAGAUCUUAGAGGACUAAAUCUGGCUUUUGUGUGACGGGAUUUGAUUAAGCACUUAGGAUAGUCUUUUGAACACAGAAAUCCUGUUGUACUUAAAGCUAGCAGACCCAUGAACAACUUUGUCAGGUUCACGUCCUAUAACGGUAAAAACAAAACAAAAACCCACAAAACCGUUUCUAUGAGAGAUUGAUGAACUUUGUUUAAAAUUUUAAAAACACGUUCUGUAAACGCGUCGCUCAAUACAGAAUUGUAUAAUAA